Molecule: messenger RNA, 1803 nt
Organism: Klebsormidium nitens
Lineage: Eukaryota; Viridiplantae; Streptophyta; Klebsormidiophyceae; Klebsormidiales; Klebsormidiaceae
Source: the annotation of a GenBank genome assembly
AUGGCAAGUGCAGUCUUAGCUGUCGCUUCUCUACGAUUCUACAACGUGCUAGGAGCUUCAAGAACAGACUCCCGCGGCGAUAUCCGCAAGGCAAGGGGAGAACGGUUGCUUCGCUUUCACCCUGACAAGGUGCAACAAUCCGGUCAAAAGCUUCCAGUCAAGGCGGACGCCGUUCAGAGCAUCAAUGACGCUUGCCAAACUUUGGAGGUUGCGAAGCAAUGGUACCAGUUCGACCUCUACUCGUGUGCUUGCUGCGACAGCCCGCUCUUCGAGGCCGACCACCAAGACUUGGCUGGCCUUGUCAACUCUACCAACAACCCGGGAGGCGACACCAUCAUUGGCUGGUGUGCGGCUGGUCAUCCCAUGACCGUCUCGGACGCUCAAUUCGCGUACAGAGCUGUGGAAGUCAGAGGAUUGCCGGAGGUUCCUUUCUGCCCGGGUCAAAGCGACAGCAUCAAUGAAAGCCUUUGCGCAUGCCGCAAGUGCGCGGACAGUCAACCGGCUGGAAGCACGCCGGUGUUAUGGACCAACAGCGUGUGCUAUGAGUGUCGCAAUAUGGAGAUGUCCAAUCGAGAUACGGGGAUCCCGAUGGGGCGCUUUGGGAUGCCCAAAUGGCGUCCUGCUCUGAAAACGGCAGAGAUUUUUCUGCUUCCAACGGAGGAGCAGGGCUUCGAUACAAGGAAUGCUGACCCUAUGGACUUGGAUGGUAACGAGCCAAAGACUCCCGAGCCCGAGCCCACAACCCAAACCAUGCCCAAGCGCAUGCCUGAGCGCGCACCCAGAUCGACUCCAGCGUGCGCAAACACCAAGCCCGGGCAGCCAGGAGGGGCGUUCCGACCAACCACCGAGGAGCCGCCGGAGCGCGCACCUAAGCACGCCUUCCAGCCUAACCGCCCGAACGAGAAGUGUGCUCCCCAUCCCGCACCGCAAGCCAGUUCCGACUCAGAUCCUUCAGCUGCGAGGGCAGAGGCGUUGAUGAAACGGGGUUUGGAGAAGAUUGGACAGCGGGGAGAGGAGGGCUCCGGGGUGUCGUUGCUGAUCGAAGCCUCGAAGCUAGAUGGAUAUUUCGCCUCAAGUGCUCUAAGGGCUUGUCGGAAGCAGGCGGUGCAUCUUUUGGAGGUGUUUGAAACGGUCGCGGAGGGGGAGAAGGAGGGGUUUGCGGUAACUAUCGAGGGCCUUCUUGAGGGAGCCCUUGAGACUUUUCGAAAGGUGAAGACCCUCGGCGAUCAACCCGGAAAAGAAGCACUCCCCAAGGAACGGCUCGCGUCGAUGGCGGAUGAGCUUGCAACUUCCUUUGUGGGAUUCGGAAAGAGCAUCGCACUACACCGUAUCCUGAUGACGGCACUCCCCUUAGUCAUCUCAAGCAUCGAGGAGCUUGCAGCUCUUUCAACCUCAAGCCUUGAGUUGGAAGAAGCGGUGAAAGCUUUAGAGGACGCUAUUGCCUCUUGCGCCGAGGAGUUUAGCAAGCGGGAUCCCGCCAGCGAUCAGACGGAGGCCCUCCGCUUCAUGGACGAGGAAUUCGCGGCCAGACAUCCUCAUCUUGUGCGACUCGAGGUAAGCCCAAACGGGCUGUGCGCGUUUCUAGCGGUGGCAACCGGGUUGGCUGCUCAAGGGAAGCCCUUCGAAGGGGGCGUACCCGGUCUCAUGGAGGCGGCCUGGAAGCAAGCGAGGGAGCACCCUGAUUGGUACGACCAAGGGAGUCUAACGUUCGCCGAGGAGCUGGAGUCAAUGAUUGCUCAGUAUAAGAGGAGGCAAUGGAAUCACCCUCUGGGGGACGCCAUAGCGAAGAAACACUUGGAGUAA